GGGGUUACUUACCAGUUGACACUCUGACAAGACCCAUCCCCUAGUUUCCCACCACUAGUCUUGCUUCUACCCUCAAGUGAGGACUGUACUAUGAAUCUUUUGUUAGGAAGCUGCUGCUUGAGAGGCUCUGCCUCUAUGCGACUGGGACGAGACCUACUCUACAAGAAAAAUCUCCUGAUUAGUAAGAGCCCGCCAGGAGAGGAGGACUAGAUCUCUCCAGUGAAAGCUGGGACCAGGAGAGGUGGACAGUUUUCCCUCCUCCAAAAGCCCUCAAGAGUCCUCAUCCAAUGGAAGAGUGUGCUGCCCGGGAGGCUAAUUUCCACCUUCAGUUCUACCCACUCCUGCUUCGCCUGCUCCACCUUUCCCUAAAGAACUAUCGCCUCAUACGCAGAGGUCAGCGAAUCCAUUUUGGGGUAGUUUAAAACAAGCACGCACGGCCCAAAAAAGGAGGGGCUGUAGCCCUUUAAGGACUUCGCCAGGAUGGAUUCGGAGAGGAGUUUAAAAAUGCCAACUCACAGAGCGCGCUGGAUUCUGGGAACGAGGUGCCAGACCGAGAACUACAUUGACCAGUGUGCAACGCAAACACACACGCCUUUACUUCCUUUUGCUCUUUAGGACUCUGGUUUGACGUAGCGCUCCUCAAAGCAAGCUGCCUUAGGCUUAAGGCUCAGCCACACCCUUUCACCUAUUGGUGAGCUCGUGAGUUGGUGGGCGUGGCCUAGCGCAGCUCACCCAGGCAAAGGGGUGGCCUCCUUGCCAAUCAGAGCUAAGACGGCCGGAGAGGCGGGACCUGGGCGAAGUGCUGGCGCCCCAGAGUGGGUGUGGUCACGCUGCCCAGCAGUGGGCGGUGAUUGGCCCUAGGCGGUGCAAUCGCAGCUUGUGCGUCACGACGCCGCCAGCUGAUCGGAGCCUGGAGCCGGUGUGUGCUGGGCGCAGGGAAGACACAGCGCCGCCGGCCGUGGGGGACGGACGCACUGAUUUGCUCCCCUACCCUCAGCAGCCCCCCCACCCAGCACCAGGUGGGUGUGAGCUGGGGUCUCCGCCGCACAGGAGGGAACCGUGCUAACAGGGAGCCUGUCCCUCCCACAUCCUCAACUGGCUGAGCCGCAGUAGUUCUUCAGUGGCAAGCUUUAUGUCCUGACCCAGCUAAAGCUGCCAGUUGAAGAACUGUUGCCCUCUGCCCCUGGCUUCAAGGAGGAGGAGGAAGAGGAGAAGGAGCUGCUUUCCCCCUCAUCUGGAAGGUGACGGAACUGGGGCUGGGAAGGUCAGAACAGCGGGAGUGGUGAUGCCUUUUGGAAAAGGGAACCUUGUUCAGUUGGAGACCCUUCAGCCAGAUUGGCCCAGCAAGAGAGAACAGUUGUAGAUUAGAGACCCUUGUUGGGCUGGGGACUAGAUGGCUGUGACUACCCAAGGUUAGUUGGUCUACAUCAGUGUGUGACAAAGGGAAGACAAUGGGAGCAAAGAAAACUGGCAACACCUUUACUCAGAUGUCUUUCUUGACCCUCCUUCCUGUCUCCCUUUCUUUCCUACUGCCUUUCCAGGUGAGGUCCAAAGUAAAUUUCAUCUUCAGGGAAGAGGUCAUACUGAAACUCCCAUCUGAGUAGUCAACCCCAUGCUCUUAGCUUUCCCUGUAUUUCCUCAGACUGGCCUAGACUCCAGUUACAGGGAUAAAUCACCUAUAUGUGGGACCCUUGGGCCUCUUGUCUCAGCUUCAACACCUGUGAGAUGCAGAAUCAUACAGUUGAAUGUGCAGGAGGGAAUCAGAAGCCUACUGUGCAGACUCAGAGCCUGGGCUCUCUUCUCCCUGUGGGUGGGAACAAAACAGCUUUUCAUAUAAGCUGUUGCCCCUCCCCCCAUCCCUAACCAACACAACCCCAGGAGCUGGGGGUGGGGGGAGGAUUAGAGGGAGGGGGCUAGAGUUAGACCAGGGCUAGGGGCUGGAGGAGCUCAGUCUCUACAUUGACUUCCCACCAUACAAAGGUGGCCCCAGGUUUCCUCUGCCACCCAAAACAGAACCGCAGCCCCUGAUGGGGUUCCAACUGCUGUUCCUCUGUUUCUUCUCUCACUUUACCUUCCAGGAUAAUUUGUGAGACUCAGCUCAGGCUUAUGAGGCGGGAAAUUCUCUCCAGCAACCAGGCGAGAUGGGUUGUGGGAUGUGACCCCCUCUGGGGAAUCAAGCUGUGUAAACCUAGCACCCCUGGCUCCUGAUGCCACGUAACUCUUGGGGCUCAGGCUCUGGUGUGGUUCAACCGUGGCCCAGCCUCCCUGCCUGAAGGUGGCCAAAUUCAGGGGCUGCAGAAAGCUGUCCUGCUGUGGGGCACAAGAUGUACAGGUAGCUGGGUCCUUUUCUCCACUUAUGAGAGAGAUUUAGGGGAGAGUAGAUCACUGAACCCACCCUUCUGCAGCCUAGGCUGGAUGCGUGUGGGACUGCGGUGGAGGGGGUGGGUAGACUGGGUCCACUCAUAGGCUGCAACAAAGAUUGUUCUGUCCCUGGACAUUGCUUCCGUCCUUUCUUCCCCUCUCCGCUUCACUGGCCACAGUGUCUCCCUCCAGCCCUGGGUAUGUGGCUCUGCCAUCCUCACCCGUCAUGGAGCAGAGAUGAGGAAGAGCAGCCUGGGAACACAGAGGCAGGCAGAAGACCAGUGAAGGACCAGGCCCGGAGAGCACAGGGCCCUGUCUGGGCACCCCGCAGAGGGGACCCAUAAAGGCCAGGAGCACCCCAGGAGGAGGGAGGACGGCCAGCCUCCAUCAAGAACAAGCUCCCGGCCACUGGCUUCAUUCACUCUUUCUCUCCAGUGUCACUACCUCCCUGAGAUAUGAGACUGUGUUAAAAUGUCCUGUUGCUUCAUCCUCCUACUUCUACUCCCUACCCUAUAGAGUGAUACAAAGCAGCCUCAAGGAGCAAGAACCAGCUGUGAAAGGACAUAUGUAGGGAAUUCAUAGAAGAAAUUCAAAUGGAUAAAACCAUGAAAAACACUGUGUGCUUCAUUAGUAAUUAAAGAAAGACAAACAUAGCUGAAAGCAUUUUUCCCUCGGCAAACUAUAUUUUAAAAAAUAAAAAAAGGAAGACCCAGUAUCGGCAAAGGAGCACUAAAAUAACACUCCCAUACCUUGUAUAUGGGGGUGCGAAUUGGCAUAGCCUUCCUGGAUGUCAGUUUGGUAGUAUGUGUCAAACACUCUAAAAGUGUCCAUCGCCUUUGACCUAGUGAUUCUACACUUGGGAAUUUACCCUAAGAAAAUAAUUAAAGAUUCAGUUACAAGAUGCUCACCCCAGCAUUGCAAUAGAAAAAAUGAGAAGCAGUUGUCUGAUUGGGAAUUCACUUCUUCUUUGCUGUAAUGAAAAUUUGCAAUGGGGGAUUGCUUAAGUAAAUCAUUGUAUAUCCAUCCAGAUGGUGGAGUACUGCACAGCCAUUAGAAGUCAUGUAGAAGAACAUUUGACUGGAAAGAAAAAUGCUCUUUGAAUAUUAAAAAGGUUAUGAAAAUAGUGUGUAUUAUGUGAUCUCAAUUUUUUUUAAUAUGGGUAUAUUCUUGUAUAUAUAAAACAGAUAAAGACUAAGGACAUAACUCUUAAAUGUUAAUGAUAGUGAUUAUCUUUGGAUGGUGGAACAAAAUCAUUGUGAUUUUCCUCUUUGGCUUUUCUAUUUUAAAAUUUUCUCCAUUGUGUAUGGUUCUCAUAUAAUAAAUAAAAUUUAAAAGAAUCAGUGUAAUUGUUUUAAAAACUUGGAGAGGUGGGUGUGGAGGAAUGAAGGGAUGCCCCUAACCCCUUGGACGAAAUGGGGUUUUGGUGAAGAAAAGGGGUUGUGAGAAUGUGAAGAACUUCAUUCUCCAGGAGUAAGUAGCUGGAAUCUACCCCUCUCCACCUACGAGAAACAGCUCUCUGAAUUGCUGGCUUUCAGCCAGCUGAAGAGGUGUGGUGUGGAGUAAGGAAAACAGUAAAAACCUGUCACUCUUCAGGAGAUGGAAGGUGGGGGCGUCGGGGAAGAUUUUAUCUCCAGGCUGAAAGGUUCUAGAAUCCUAUCAGUCUUUGAUUUUCUCUUUGAUUCUGUCCCAACCUGGAGGUGACCCUGCGUGACCUCUCCUUGCCACCUCAGAUUGGAAGAGAGAAUUCUAUUCACCUAACUUGUACCAAGCCCUGGGGGGAGGGGUGCUUUUCAAGACUUGAGUGCUAAGUGGUUUCCUUUUCCCUCCCCUCCUAAUAGCAAGGGUCCUCUGUAGGGCCCCCAAAAGCGGUUGGGGGGAGGAGUCCCCAGCGGGUCACUUCUCCAAAAUGGGAGCUGUUGUUUCAUUUGAAGGCACUGUGUAAGGGGACAGGACUGUUGGGAUUAAUAGGGUUGCCAUGAUGUGUUAAAGGUCUGGAAACCUCGGAAAGUGGAAAGGGUGGCUCGAAGGAAAUGAGGUACCCCCACAGCUGAGACGGGGUGGGGGUGAUGUGGGGCAGUGCGGUGGCGAUGUUUAAGCAAGUGGGAGUGGGUGUGCGCUGGCCUCUACCUUCAGGUCGGUGAGGGUGCCAAGAGUGGGAUGACCAGCAGGUGAAAGGUUAGUAUAGGGAAGAGGAGGUGAAAGACAAUGGGGCGGGGCCUCUGGGGGUGUCAGGUGAGUUUAGCGACCUAUUUCGGGAGUUCCGAAGGGUUUGGGACACAGGAGUUGGGGAAGAACCCUGUCGACAGCCUGGAAGUCCCCCUGAGCUCCGUUGCAAGGCGUGGUCCCCAGGAGCCCCCCAACCCGCCACCCAUCCUAGGGCGGGACAGGAUCUGUUGGCUGUAGCUCCGGGGCGUGGCUCCCCGGCUGCUCCAAUCACCACCUAGCCGAGUGAUGGGGGCGUGGUCGAAGCCUAGAAAAGUUAAAGCGGAUUCCAAAGGCGCGGUGGGCUGGGGAAGCCAAAGACCCGUUCUUGCGCGAAAACCAACUCACAGCCCCCGCAGCUGACAUUGGGUGCGUCCCAGCUGAGAGCGCCGGCGCCCAAGGGACUAAAUCGGACCUGCCAGGCCAUGUGGGGGCUCCUUGUGACCGGCGCCUCCUUCGCCGCCUUCCGGGGGCUGCACUGGGCGCUGCAGCUGCUGCCCACGCCGGGAUCUGCUGCCCAGGACCGUUGGAAGUGGCGGAACAUCUGUGUCUCCCUGGUGCACAGCCUGCUCACAGGGGUCGGGGCGCUGCUCGGGCUCUCGCUGUACCCUCAGAUGGCUGCCGACCCGAUUCACGGCCACCCGUUCUGGGCCCUGGUGCUGGUGGCUGUGUCCGUGGGUUAUUUCUUGGCGGAUGGAGCUGACAUGCUGUGCAACCAGACCUUGGGCCAGGCGUGGGAACUUCUCUGUCAUCAUUUGGUGGUAGUGAGCUGCCUCAGCACCGCCAUUCUGUCCAGCCACUAUGUAGGCGUCUCUAUGGUGUCUUUGCUCCUGGAGCUGAACUCUGCCUGCCUGCACCUACGAAAAUUGCUGCUGCUUUCCCACCAGGCCCCAUCCCUGGCCUUCAGCAUGGCCAGCUGGGCCACCCUGGCCACCCUGGCCCUCUUCCGCCUGGUGCCUCUGGGGUGGAUAAGUCUGUGGCUGAUCCGGCAGCAACACCAGGUGCCUCCUGCUCUGGUCAUCCUUGGUGGAACCGGACUGGUGACUGUGGGUGCCAUGAGCAUCAUACUGGGUGUCCGUAUUUUGGUCAGUGAUGUCCUACGGUCUCGGCACCGCCCACCCAUCCCUGGGCACAAGGAAACCAGGGACACAAGGAGAUGUUGUGAUGGUGAGCUUGUCACCAGGGAUGGUUCCAUUCUCAGCCUAAAAGACUAGAGAGAAGCGUCAGGCUCCUCUCCGGCCAGUCCUGGGGGAGACAUGACCAGGACAAGGACAUGGUGGUCUACAGUACACUGUCCUUCGAUGGGGUAAGGACCGAAAGGAAUUUUCAGUAUCUCAAUUCCUUUUCCGGCUAACUCACACCCCUCCCCAUUCCUAGGAUCUAAGAAGAAAUGCUGAUGCUCAUGAUGGGUGGGAAACCGGGAUCCUGGGCUAUUGUUCACUGAAUCCCAUCAUCAGAUGACUGCUUCGUCCAGCAGACUAACUCAAGAGGUACAGCCAGUUCUACCAAUAAGAGGUGGCAGGAGGCAUGAAGCUAAAUGAAACUACCAAUGAAAUCCUUUGCUUUAGCAUGGGAACAGGUGAAGAAAGGUGAGGUCCUGUUAGGAUCAGAGAGAUCUGGCAUGGAGGGGGUGGGGUCAGAGGAAGAAAGACCUCAACUGUGACCACAUUCUAGCAAUGGGAGGAGGCCACACAGGUGCUAUCAGUAGCCAGUGGGGGUGGACAUAAUAGUCACCAAGAGACAGAAGAACUGGGCCACUACAAUUGCUGCUGCUAUUUCUGGUUCUCAAAGCCACACUACUGUGUUUGUACUUAAUGUUAGUUCUACUGCCUUAAAAAAAAAUUUUUUUUAAGAGAGAGAGAGAGAGAGGGAGGGGCAUAGAGAGAAUAUUUUUGUAAUGUUUCUGUAUUUUGAGAGAGUGCAUGCGAGCAGGGGAGG
Molecule: messenger RNA, 6501 nt
Organism: Felis catus (domestic cat)
Lineage: Eukaryota; Metazoa; Chordata; Mammalia; Carnivora; Felidae
Gene: TLCD2
Product: TLC domain containing 2
Exons: 5
Coding region: 4989-5777 (262 amino acids)
Biological process (GO): phospholipid homeostasis; plasma membrane organization; membrane assembly
Cellular component (GO): plasma membrane
Source: RefSeq, a predicted model, not a curated record